This is a messenger RNA of Zonotrichia albicollis (white-throated sparrow), 400 nucleotides long. The record is from RefSeq and is a predicted model, not a curated record. NCBI's taxonomy places the organism in Eukaryota, Metazoa, Chordata, Aves, Passeriformes, Passerellidae.
CCUGGAAAUGUCCUUUAACUGCCUGGAGGAUGUGGAAAGCACCGUUCCAGUCAGCCCUUUGCACUUAGCUGCCUACAAUGGUCACUGUGAAGCCCUCAAGGCCCUGGCGGAGACGCUGGUGAACCUGGACGUGCGGGACCACAAGGGCCGCACCGCGCUCUACCUGGCCACCGAGCGCGGCGCCAGCGAGUGCGUGCAGGUGCUCACCAGCCACGGCGCCUCCGCCCUGGUCAAGGAGAGGAAGAGGAAGUGGACGCCUCUCCACGCUGCAGCUGCCAACGGGAACACGGAUUCCCUGCACCUCCUGAUCGACAGCGGCGAGCGGGCGGACAUCACCGACGUCAUGGACAUCCACGGCCAGUGNUGGAAGGGUUCCAGAAGUGACUUGGAAGGGUUCUAG